Xylaria bambusicola is the source of this 1812-nucleotide messenger RNA. Its product is annotated as Thiolase, N-terminal domain-containing protein. Lineage: Eukaryota; Fungi; Ascomycota; Sordariomycetes; Xylariales; Xylariaceae. Gene Ontology annotation, biological process: phenylacetate catabolic process; fatty acid beta-oxidation. The record is from RefSeq and is a predicted model, not a curated record. Gene Ontology annotation, cellular component: peroxisome. The transcript has 3 exons. Bases 301 to 1551 code for a protein of 416 amino acids. Gene Ontology annotation, molecular function: acetyl-CoA C-acyltransferase activity.
UAUUAUUUCCCCGGAUUUUAUGUGGCUUAGGUAAGUAGCAACGGUACACAACAAGGUGGAUCUGCCGAAGAGCCUCGGCUGAAUGUUCAAGACAGGGUUCUCUACACGCCGAAUCCCUCUCUCUCUCUCUCUUCCAACAAACUUUCCAAUUCUUGUUCUCAGGAGGCGAAACCUGUCACUCGUAAUCUGAUUUCAUUCAUUUUGCAUUUCGCAAAACCAUCCGGUGUGUCCGACAUAGCAUUCUUUGACUCCGCGACCUCUCACCGUAAUCAUUUGCAUCUUUGUACGGAGACGGACGAAAUGGCGGCUGAGCGUGUUACUUCUCUCCUGAAGCAUCUAUCGCCGAACAGCUCGUUGGCGGCGAUAACCUCCAAGAGUCCCGACGAUGUAGUCAUUACCCUAGCCCUCCGGACACCACUCUGCAAGGGCCGCAAGGGCGGGUUCAAGGACACAAGCCUCGAGUAUAUCAUGUACGCUAUCUUGUUAGCUACACGUGAACGCAUGGGCUUCUCGCCAGAGCUCGUCGACGACAUCUGUAUGGGAAAUGUUUCCGACGGCAAAGCAGCCUACAAGGCCCGCGCCGCAGCCCUCGCCGCGGGCUUCCCCAACACCACGAGCGCAAGCUCCGUGAACCGAUUCUGCUCCUCCGGCCUCAAGGCCACGGCCGAUAUCGCACACGCCAUCGCCGCAGGCUCGAUCGAGGUUGGUAUUGCCGCUGGCGCUGAAUCGAUGUCAAUCGGCGGCGAUGCACUUGAUGCGCCAUUCGACGAGGAGGUGCUCAAACAUAGCCAAGAAGCUCGAGACUGCAUGGAGGCCAUGGGGUGGACAAGCGAGAACGUCGCGCGUGAUUUCGGGCUGACCCGUGAGGUUAUAGACGAGUACGCUGCUGAGAGUUUCCGCCGUGCUGAGGAGGCACAAAAGGCUGGUUGGUUCGAUGACGAGAUCGCGCCCGUCACCACCAAGGUCAAGGGUCCUGAUGGUGAGCUGAAGACAGUCACUCUGACCAAGGACGAGGGCAUCCGGCCAGGUACAACGGCGGCAGGGCUGGGCAAGAUCCGCGCCGCUUUUCCUCAUUGGGGACCUAUUACAACCGGUGGAAACGCCAGCCAGGUCACCGAUGGCGCUUCAGCCGUUGUGCUCAUGAAGCGUUCCAAGGCGAUUCAGCUGGGUCUGCCUGUUAUGGCCAAAUAUGUUGGCACAACUGUCGCGGGCCUGCCGCCGCGCAUCAUGGGCAUUGGACCCACGGUGGCUAUCCCGAAGCUGCUAAAGCAACACAAUUUGUCGUUGGAUGACUGCGAUAUUAUCGAAGUUAACGAGGCGUUUGCCACAAUGGCCGUCUACACCAGGGACUUCCUGAAACUGGACCGGAACAAGAUGAACCCGCGUGGUGGUGCCAUUGCCCUGGGCCACCCGCUGGGAACCACGGGCGCGCGACAGAUCGUUACUGGUCUUAGCGAGUGUCGCCGGACGAAGAAAAAGAUUCUGUUGACGAGCAUGUGCAUUGGCACGGGCAUGGGUAUGGCUGGUUUGUUCGUCAACGAGCAAGUAUAAAAUGUACAUAGUUGCACUAGCGACAGCGCGAAAGAAGUUACACGUGCGUAUUUGUGGAACGAUAUAUAGCGGUAAAGCGAUCAGAAGUUAUUUUGACUAUUACAAUUUUUUCCCCUUGAUUCAUUCACUCUCUUUCCAGCUGCUAUCAUAUAUCCGAGGUAUCGUGCACAUGUUAGCCUCAGAUCAGACAGACCGCAUAAAAUUAGCUCUCAGAUUAUACUAUAUUUCUAUCUAUCAGGUAGAUAGCUUUCCCAAACGCCU